Messenger RNA from Cotesia glomerata, 6250 nucleotides. It is a transcript of the gene unc-104, whose product is annotated as kinesin-like protein unc-104. Gene Ontology annotation, biological process: microtubule-based movement. Gene Ontology annotation, molecular function: ATP binding; microtubule motor activity; microtubule binding. The record is from RefSeq and is a predicted model, not a curated record. The transcript is spliced from 20 exons. Lineage: Eukaryota; Metazoa; Arthropoda; Insecta; Hymenoptera; Braconidae. Bases 294 to 5696 code for a protein of 1800 amino acids.
CCAGUGGUGGCGCUUCUGUCGCAAGUCUCGUAUGUAAAAAUUCAGGCAGCUCCAAUAGUAGUUUGUCAUCAAUCGCUGGGUUACCUUGAAUAACAAACUUAUUGACGAUUAUUUAUAUGGUUUUGUGUGUGUGUGAUAAUGUUUAUAAAAACUAAUUAUCUGUGCAGUGAGAUUUUUUGGUAUUGUCAACAUUCUAUUUGGUGAUUGUUGAGUUUAUAGUCUUCUAGAAGGACAAAGAGCCUUUAAUAGAAAAAAUUGGUAAAUCCCGAGCGACGUAACAAAAUCUAUUCAAGAUGUCGUCGGUAAAAGUAGCAGUGAGGGUUCGGCCCUUCAACAACCGUGAAAUCUUGCGUGAAGCACAGUGUAUAAUCGAGAUGGCCGGCAAUACAACUUCGAUAAUAAACCCAAAAGCUCCUCCGAACACAAAAGAAGCGAUAAAAAGCUUCAACUACGAUUACUCUUACCACUCAAUGGACCCGAAGGACGAUAACUAUUCCUCCCAAAUAAUGGUCUACAAAGACAUCGGUGAAGAAAUGCUUUUGCACGCCUUCGAAGGCUACAACGUCUGCAUAUUCGCGUACGGCCAGACCGGGGCCGGGAAGUCCUACACGAUGAUGGGCAAGCAGGAGGAGGGCCAGGAGGGAAUAAUCCCCCAGAUCUGCAAGGACUUGUUCCGCAAGAUCGGAAAGAAUUCGAGCGACACCCUCAAACACUCGGUUGAGGUCUCUUACAUGGAGAUAUACUGUGAAAGGGUUAGGGAUCUGCUGAACCCCAAGAACAAAGGGAACCUCAGGGUCCGUGAGCAUCCUCUUCUGGGGCCCUACGUCGAGGACUUGUCAAAGCUGGCUGUCAUGUCCUACGAGGACAUCCACGACCUUAUUGAUGAGGGAAACAAGGCCAGAACCGUUGCUGCCACUAACAUGAACGAGACUUCCUCCAGGUCCCACGCGGUCUUUACCAUCUUCUUUACCCAGCAGAAAUACGAUCCCACCACGGGGUUGGCCACCGAGAAGGUCAGCAAGAUUUCCCUGGUCGACUUGGCUGGUAGCGAGAGGGCUGACUCCACUGGCGCUAAGGGCACCAGGUUGAAGGAGGGCGCUAAUAUUAACAAGAGUCUUACUACUCUUGGGAAGGUCAUCAGCGCUCUUGCUGAGAUUGCGGCAACGAAAAAGAAGAAAAAAGCAGAAUUCAUCCCGUACCGUGACUCAGUAUUAACCUGGCUGCUCCGAGAAAAUUUGGGCGGCAAUUCAAAAACCGCGAUGAUUGCGGCUGUGAGUCCCGCGGACAUUAAUUACGACGAGACACUUUCGACCUUAAGAUACGCGGACCGCGCGAAACAGAUCGUCUGCAAGGCGGUGGUAAACGAGGACGCCAACGCGAAACUCAUCCGCGAGCUCAAAGAAGAAAUCCAGAAGCUCCGCGAGCUGCUUAAACAGGAAGGAAUCGACUUCCAAGAAGGCCCCGAUGGUAAAAUUUCGUAUGAAAAGAAAGAAUCUAGAGAUGAAGGUGCGAUAAUAAAGCCCUCGAAACGCGAAGAAGAUCUCAAAGAAGUACGCCAACGACUUCCUUCACAUCAGACAGCUGAGGAAGCCGUUGAUCAGUUGCAAGCUUCCGAGAAACUUAUUGCAGAAUUGAACGAAACAUGGGAAGAAAAAUUAAAGCGAACAGAAUCAAUACGCUUAACACGAGAAGCAGUGUUCGCCGAAAUGGGAGUCGCUGUAAAAGAAGAUGGCGUAACUGUCGGCGUAUUUUCGCCCAAAAAGACUCCUCACCUCGUCAACCUCAACGAAGACCCUUUGAUGUCCGAGUGCUUGAUUUAUUAUAUAAAAGACGGGUACACGCGAGUCGGCUCCGCUGAGGCGAAUAUUCCCCAGGACAUCCAGUUAUGCGGACCGCAUAUUCUGAGCGAGCAUUGUAUCUUUGAGAACCACGAGGGGAUUAUUAAGUUAAUCCCCACUGCUGGUGCUCUGAUUUAUGUUAACGGUCGCGAAGUUUCUGAGCCAAUUAUUCUGAAAACGGGAUCUCGUGUAAUCCUCGGCCGCAACCAUGUCUUCAGAUUUAAUCACCCUGAUCAAGUAAGAGUAAGGCGUGAAAAGAAUUCCCCUGCAGAGACACCAGGAAAUGGAGAAACAGUCGACUGGAACUUUGCACAAAUAGAAUUACUUGAAAAACAAGGAAUUGAUCUCAAAGUUGAAAUGGAGAAACGUUUGUUGGUUCUUGAGGAACAGUUCCGCAAGGAAAAGGAAACCGCUGAUCAAUUGUUCGAAGAAGAGCGCAAGAAAUUCGAAGCUCGAAUUGACGCCCUACAGAAGCAAGUUGAAGAACAAAGCAUGACUAUGUCAAUGUACAGUAGUUACACCCCUGAAGACUUCAACAACAUCGAGGAAGACAUUUUCGUCAACCCAUUGUUUGACGCAGAGAGCAACUGGAGCGAGCGCGAGUUCCAGCUGGCAGGUUGGGCAUUUCGCAAAUGGAAGUAUCAUCAGUUCACAAGUCUACGGGAUGAUUUAUGGGGCAAUGCUAUAUUUCUCAAAGAAGCUAACGCUAUUUCUGUCGAGCUUAAGAAGAAGGUUCAAUUUCAAUUUACUCUACUAACAGACGCUCUCUACUCACCUCUGCCUCCCGAUUUGUUGCCAGCGGACGACGAAGAAGACGAAGAACGGCCGUUCCCGCGAACAAUCGUCGCCGUUGAAGUUCAAGACACUAAAAAUGGCGCGACUCACUACUGGACUCUGGACAAACUUCGACAACGCUUGGAAUUGAUGCGUCACGUGUACAAUGAAGAUGUAAGCAUAGACCUGUUCCCCGAGACUCUGCCACCGGAGGAUGAUAUAUUCCAUUUGUAUUCGAGGUUCUCAUUCGCAAAUCUUUUGCCUUCGAGACAACGUCUCGAAUUGAUGCGAGAAAUGUAUCAUAAUGAAGCCGAGUUAUCACCAACAUCCCCGGAUUACAACAUUGAAAGCAUAACAGGCGGUGAUCCGUUUUACGACCGAUUCCCCUGGUUCCGCAUGGUUGGACGCUCAUUCGUUUAUCUGAGCAAUCUUAUGUACCCGGUGCCACUCAUACAUAAAGUCGCCAUUGUCAAUGAAAAAGGAGAUGUUAAAGGUUAUCUACGUGUCGCCGUUCAAGCCGUUAUUGAAGAGGAAAACAGUGAAUACUCAAGCGGAGUCCGUCAAUCAGCUCGUAUAUCCUUUAAAGACGACCUGUUUGGCAGUAACAACCAGCGGCACGGCAAGCGAGCCGCGCUCAACAACAUGGAGAAGAGCCAGCAGAUGAUUAUGCCUGAAGAAAGAGUGGUGGAGGGCCAGACUGACGGGAAAGAGAACAUCAAAGACGAGGAAGAAGUCUGUGAUGGUGACAGUGGACGUGGAGAUAGCUCCGUUGCCAGCGACAUGAAAGAAGAAGAGCUGCCAGAUCACCUUCAACCUGGGGUAGAAUUCACUUUCCGAGUUACUGUUCUCCAGGCGAUGGGAAUUUCCACAGAGUACGCGGACAUUUUCUGUCAGUUCAACUUCUUGCACCGCCAUGAUGAAGCUUUUUCUACAGAGCCGGUCAAAAACACUGGAAAAGGAAACCCACCUGGGUUUUAUCACGUUCAAAAUAUCACAGUCACUGUUACUAAGUCAUUCCUGGACUAUUUGAAGUCUCAGCCGAUUGUUUUCGAAGUUUUUGGUCACUAUCAGCAGCAUCCUUUGCACAAAGACGCUAAACUCGACUACGUUCGACAACCACCAAAACGAAUGCUACCACCAUCAAUCCCAAUCAGCCAACCCGUGCGAUCCCCUAAAUUCGGUUCAGUAUUACCAUCCCCGUGCUCCUCCCACAUUCACGCAAAGUACGACGUCCUGGUCUGGUUCGAAAUUUGCGAACUGGCGCCCAAUGGCGAGUACGUCCCCUCAGUAGUUGACCACAGCGACGAUCUUCCUUGUCGCGGGCUGUUCCUUCUGCACCAGGGUAUCCAACGCCGUAUUCGGAUCACGAUUGUCCACGAGCAUGCCCAGGAACUGCGCUGGAAAGACGUCCGUGAGCUAGUCGUCGGAAGAAUUCGCAACACUCCGGAGCCCGAGGAAGAAGACAACGACUCAUCAGUAUUAUCCCUGGGACUCUUCCCAGGAGAGUAUCUGGAGAUUCCUGGAGAUGACCGGUGCAUGUACCGGUUCGAAGCCGCCUGGGACAGCUCUCUCCACAACUCCCCGCUGCUGAACCGCGUGACGUCUUACGGCGAGCAGAUUUUCAUGACAAUUUCCGCGUACUUGGAACUGGAGAACUGCGGAAGACCUGCGAUCGUCACCAAGGAUCUGAGCAUGAUAAUCUACGGCAGAGAUGCUCGUGUUGGCCCGCGUUCCCUCAAGCACCUCUUUAGUGGGAGCUACAGGAACCAGGAGGCGAAUCGGCUGAGUGGCGUCUACGAGCUCGUGCUCAGGCGCGCCUCUGAAGCUGGAGUCCAACGACGCCAGCGACGAGUUCUGGACACCAGCUCCACCUAUGUUCGUGGGGAGGAGAAUCUUCACGGAUGGCGGCCUCGUGGAGAUAGCUUGAUAUUCGACCACCAGUGGGAGCUCGAGAAGCUGACGCGUCUUGAAGAGGUUGAGAAAAUCCGGCAUACUCUGCUGCUCAGGGAGAAACUAGGCAUUGACAAAGUUCCCGUUUGUAAUAAGACACAGUGUGACUUCACUAAGAGCGAGAAGUUUCGAACUUUUGAUAUCCAGGAAGUCUGCAACAUGGUGGCCAAAGCGACCAACGAACCCCACGCGAGCCCGGUGAAGCUAAAGAAAUCAAUGAGCAAGGACGUUUACGAGCCCUGGGAGAUGACUGAGCGCGAAAAGGAGAUCGCCACCAAGUACAUCAAACUGAUCCAGGGCAGGAUUCCCAGCAAGGAGCCAAUUGUCCUGAGUGACGUGUCUCCUGGAGAAGACACUGCGACCGACAUGUCAGCUUCGAUGAUGUCCUCGGUGAUGUCUUCUUCAUCCCAAGAGUCAGUAACACAUUUGUCUAAUAGCUUCGAGAUCCAGCCAGCCGGGAUUAUUGUUCGACGUUCUAAGUCCUGCAUAUUUAGGUUGAGUUCUCCUGAGCGAGCGAGACUUCACGAGCUACAGGAGAGCAUGAUGGCCGGAGAAUCUGGCCAAUCUUCUCUGGCACCGGCUCCAUUGGGUUCAACUUCCCCAUUGAAGGAGAGCUUGGUACUAUACGUUCCCGAGGUCGAGGAGAUUCGCAUUAGCCCGGUGAUCGCCCGCAAAGGGUACCUCAAUGUCCUGGAGCACAAAACCAAUGGAUGGAAGAAGCGAUGGGUGGCUGUUCGCAGACCGUAUGUUUUCAUAUUCAGAGAAGAAAAAGACCCAGUUGAAAGGGCACUGAUCAAUUUAGCUACGGCACAAGUUGAAUACUCCGAAGAUCAACUUGCUAUGGUUAAAGUACCUAAUACAUUCAGCGUUGUAACAAAACAUCGCGGUUACUUACUGCAAACAUUGGGCGACAAAGAAGUGUACGAUUGGCUGUACGCAAUAAACCCUCUUUUAGCCGGACAAAUAAGGUCUAAGUUAGCACGAAAACUACCAAUAAUCAAUAAUCCCGCAAUCAAUUUAUCAACUUCAUUAAUAACGUCAUCUCUAACCUCAACAACAACCACCUCCACGACAUCUAUUUCAGCGUCAACGGAUAAUCAAGGACAUACUAAUAAUAAUACUGAUACAUAUUAAUCGUGACAUAAUUGCUGGAAAUGAACAGAAAAAAAAUUAAUAUAUAAAACACGACAUAUACAGUGAUAUUUAUGAAAAAAUAACAAAUUAUUAUUAUAUGAUAUUAUUAUUAUUAUUAAUUUUGAAAUUAACAAUGAAGAGAUCGAGGCUUUUUAAAAUGUCAGAUCGCAUAUAGUCUAGAGUUGUAUAUACUAAAAAAUAUUUAAUAAAUUAUAAUUAACUGAAAAAUUAAUUAUUAAUAUUAUGAACAAGUAAAAAUUGAUAAAUUAAAAUGGUAAAAAAAAAAGUGACAAGACAACCACAACAACAACUAUGUUAAGACGAUUAUUACAAAAAUAAUAAUUGAAUAGAUUUUAAGAUUAAAGAAAAUAAGCACGCUUUUUUGUUAUUUUUUGUUAGGAGUAAUAAUAAUUAAUAAUUAAAUUUUUAUGGGUUCAGGUUUCAGUUAGAAGUUCCUUUGUUUGGGUCCUGAUUGAGGUUAAGUAGGGAACGGUUGUUUUUAGAACCUUUAAUUAGGUUAGAAAAGUAAAGAUUGCUUUUGAAGAAAUUUUAAU